AUGCUGUUUUCGGGGAGAAGAGAUCCCAGAGCCAGGUAUUUAUUGUUUUUGCUUCUGCUCUUCCCAGCCUGGGGAGCAGGGAGCGGCCAGCUACGCUACUCAAUCCCAGAAGAAGCCAAACACGGCACCUUCGUGGGUCGCAUCGCGCAGGACCUGGGGCUGGAGCUGGCGGAACUGGUGCCACGUCUGUUUCGGGUGGCAUCCAAAGUCCGUGGGGACCUUCUGGAGGUAAAUCUGCGGAAUGGCAUUUUGUUUGUGAAUUCUCGGAUUGACCGGGAGGAACUGUGCGGGAGGAGUGCGGAGUGCAGCAUCCACCUAGAGGUGGUGGUGGACAGGCCACUGCAGGUGUUUCAUGUGGAGGUAAACGUGAAAGAUAUUAAUGAUAAUCCACCGGUCUUCAGAAGCAGAGAACAAAGGUUAUUUAUUCCUGAAUCUAGACUUCUGGCUUCGCGUUUUCCAAUAGAGGGUGCUGCUGAUGCAGAUAUUGGUGCCAACGCCCAUCUAACAUACACCCUCAGUCCCAGUGAUUAUUUCUCUUUGCAAGUACAGGCAAGUGAUGAACAGAGUAAUUCUCUUUCUCUUGAAUUGAGGAAAUCUUUGGAUAGAGAAGAAACACCAGAACUUCAUUUAUUGUUGACAGCCAUUGAUGGGGGCAAACCAGAGCUGGAAGGUACACUUGAGCUACUUAUUACCGUGCUGGACGUUAAUGAUAACGCCCCCCUGUUUGACCAAGCCGUGUACAGAGUCCACUUAUUAGAGACUACAGCAAAUGGAACAUUAGUGACCACAUUAAAUGCCUCUGACGCUGAUGAAGGUUUAAAUGGUGAAGUUGUCUUUUCCUUUGACAGUGGUAUUUCUCCUGACAUUCAAGAAAAAUUCGAGGUUGAUUCCAGCUCAGGAGAAAUUAGAUUAAUUGAUAAACUGGAUUAUGAAGAAACAAAAUCUUACGAAAUUCAGGUAAAGGCAGUUGAUAAAGGAAGCCCUCCGAUGUCAAAUCAUUGCAAGGUUUUGGUGAAAGUGCUAGAUGUAAAUGAUAAUGCCCCAGAACUGGCAGUCACUUCCCUGUCCUUGCCGGUCAGAGAGGACGCUCCACCCAACACAGUUAUCGCCCUCAUCACCGUGUCUGACCUUGACUCAGGAGACAAUGGGCAGGUCACCUGCUCCCUGACGCCCCAUGUCCCUUUCAGACUGGUGUCCACCUUCAAGAAUUACUUUUCAUUGGUGUUGGAUAACGUCCUGGACCGUGAAAGUGUGUCUGUCUAUAAGGUGGUGGUGACAGCUCGAGACGGGGGUUCGCCUUCUCUGUGGGCCACAGCCACUGUGUCUGUGGAGGUGGCCGACGUGAACGACAACGUACCGGUGUUCCCGCAGUCCGAGUACACUGUGUUUGUGAAGGAGAACAACCCGCCGGGCUGCCACAUCUUCACUGUGUCGGCGUGGGACGCGGACGCGCUGGAGAACGCACUGGUGUCCUAUUCGCUGGUGGAGAGGCGGGUGGGUGAGCGCGCGCUGUCGAGCUUUGUGUCCGUGCACGCUGAGAGCGGCAAGGUGUACGCGCUGCAGCCACUGGACCACGAGGAGCUGGAGCUGCUGCAGUUCCAGGUGAGCGCUCGGGAUGCAGGCGUGCCACCUCUGGGCAGCAACGUGACGCUGCAGGUGUUCGUGCUGGAUGAGAACGACAACGCGCCUGAGCUGCUGGCGCCUUGGGUGGGUGGUACCCGCAGUGCGGUGAGUGAGUUUGUGCCUCGGUCUGUGAGCGCUGGCCACGUGGUGGCGAAGGUACGGGCAGUGGAUGCUGACUCUGGCUACAACGCAUGGCUGUCUUAUGAACUGCAGCUGGUGACUGGCAGUGCACGCAGCCCGUUCCGCGUGGGUCUGUACAACGGCGAAAUCAGCACUACUCGUGCCCUAGACGAGGCUGACUCACCGUUCCAGCGCCUGCUUGUUCUGGUGAAGGACCAUGGCGAGCCAGUGCUGACUGCCACGGCAACCGUGCUGGUGUCAUUGGUGGAGAGUGCCCAGGCACCUAAGGCAUCGUCUCGUGUGUUAUCGGGCGCCAUUGGCCCGCAGGCGGCUCUGGUGGAUGUCAACGUGUACCUGAUCAUCGCCAUUUGCGCGGUGUCCAGCCUGUUGGUGCUCACGUUGCUGCUGUACACCGCGCUGAGGUGCUCGGCGCCUCCCACUGAGUAUGCAUGCAGGCCGGGUAAGCCGAAACUGGUGUGCUCCAGCACGGUGGGGAGUUGGUCAAAUUCGCAGCAGAGGCGACAGAGGGUGUGCUCUGGGGAGGGUCCUCCCAAGACUGAUCUCAUGGCUUUCAGCCCAGGCCUGUCUCCUGGUCUGAACUCGUCAGAAAGAAAUGAACAUACAGAAGGAAUUUCGGAUAUAUCCGUUAAUGUAAGUCCAAUUUUCAAAGGCUUUGAAUUUCUUUUUUACGUUUAA
This is a messenger RNA of Otolemur garnettii (small-eared galago), 2439 nucleotides long. RefSeq names its product protocadherin alpha-1. The record is from RefSeq and is a predicted model, not a curated record. Gene Ontology annotation, biological process: homophilic cell-cell adhesion. NCBI's taxonomy places the organism in Eukaryota, Metazoa, Chordata, Mammalia, Primates, Galagidae. Gene Ontology annotation, molecular function: calcium ion binding. The transcript has a single exon. The coding region runs from base 1 to 2439 and encodes 812 amino acids. Gene Ontology annotation, cellular component: plasma membrane.